CAGGAAGUAGGAAAAUUAUAACACAGGUCAAACUAAUGCAUUGAUGUGCAUUUCUUCAUGAGUGAAUUACAAAGUGACGAAGAAGAACCAAACGAGUCUACUCGACUAAUGGCUGGACAAGUAACACAUGCCAAAUUAGAGGAAAAUGGAGAUCUUUCUGUAGAAACACUUCCGAUCAAUCGUCAUGCCCAGGAGAGAGCGUCACGUGAACGUCAGCAGAGGAGCGAGUCAGAGGCGGCUGUUGAGGAAGAAGAGGAAACGUUACAAUAUGGGGCAAAACAUGUGAUCAUGUUGUUUGUACCUGUAACAUUGUGUAUGAUAGUUGUUGUGGCAACCAUCAGCUCUGUCUCAUUUUAUACACAGAAAAAUGGGGCAUAUCUUAUCUAUACACCAUUCCAUGAUGCAGAUAAACCAGAUGCAGAUACAGGCACUAAAGUAUGGCAGUCUGUUGCCAAUGCCAUGAUUUUACUGGGCGUUGUCAUAGUGAUGACUAUGAUACUACUACUCUUAUAUAAAUUCAGAUGUUAUAAGGUGAUACAUGGCUGGUUGAUCUUAUCAUCUCUCCUACUUCUAUUCUUGUUUGCAUAUCUCUACCUGGGAGUAAUACUGCAGGCGUAUAAUGUACCUAUGGACUACAUCAGUGUUGCUUUACUCAUGUGGAACUUUGGUGUGCUGGGAAUGAUGUGUAUACAUUGGAAGGGGCCACUACUCUUACAACAGGGAUAUCUUAUUACAAUUUGUGCACUUAUGUCCCUUGUUUUCAUCAAGUAUCUCCCAGACUGGACUCUCUGGGUUGUCCUAGGUGUCAUGGUGAUAUGGGAUUUAGUAGCAGUACUUUGCCCAAAUGGACCAUUAAGAAUGUUAGUGGAGACAGCACAAGAAAGAAGGGAGCCCAUAUUUCCAGCUCUUAUUUAUUCAUCAACAAUGAUGUGGCAGGUGACAGUACUUGGUGCUGACUCGGAUCAUCCUAAUGAUGAAGCUAAGAAAAAGAAGAAGAAGGUACAGAAGAGGAUCUCAGAGGAUAGUGAUGAAAGGAAAACAACUUUCUGCUAUAAUAAUCCUGUAUUUGAGAAUUCAAAUGCUACCAACAAUGAUGGUGGUUCAGAUAGUGAUGACGCUGGGUUUACCAACGCUAACAGAGUUCCCAGAACAAGGACCGGUAACAUGUCCGACGCUAGCAUAGACUCCACACAGGCAAGGUCAGCCCUAAAUGCUCUCAGUAACUGGGAUGGAACAAGACAAAGACGUGGGCAGGAAAACUCAGAAAACCAGACAAAUGGUCCAACAGAUAAUGAUGAAGAACAAGAAGAGAGAGGUAUAAAAUUGGGGCUUGGAGAUUUUAUAUUCUAUGGUGUACUUGUUGGUAAAGCAUCAUCAUAUGGUGACUGGAACACAACACUGGCUUGUUUUGUGGCUAUUCUUAUAGGUUUAUGUUUCACUUUAUUGCUACUAGCAAUCUUCAGGAAAGCUUUACCUGCGCUGCCUAUCUCAAUAACUUUUGGACUGGUUUUCAACUUUGCAACAAGUGAAUUAGUUAAACCAUUCAUGGACAGACUGGCUAGUGAACAAGUCUAUAUUUGAUGUCAAAGCUGUGAUAUGAGGAACUGAUUGUUUUCUUGUAAUGCUUAAAGUUAAAGAUUAAAAUAACAUAUAAUUAUGUUUGAAUUUAAGAUGAUUAAUAUGGCAAGUUAAGUAAGUUAUGAAAGUUCUGUUACAAAAUGUGUGUACUUUUAAAAUAAGAUGUGUAAAUAAAACAUUGGAAAAAUACAUUUACUUGUGAUAUGUGAGCAUUGUGUAAAAUGUCUUAAUCAUUAUCCUUAAAAUAUUCUUGCCUAAAAUUCAUUUUUCAUGCUAUUACUGACCAAAAUUAUGAGGAACAAAUUUUGAAUAUGGUUCAUACAAUUUAUUUUAAUACAUCAGUCUUGUAAAGAUUGACUUGAAAAGGGAACUGAAAGAUAAUAAUUUAUUUUGGACUAACUGUUCUUUAGUUUUGUCAGUGCUUACUGUAAUAAAUAUUGUUUUAUUUUAACAUGUCAUUUGUCACGGAAAUACAAUUAAAUACAUGAAUGAAUAAAUAAAAUUCCGAGCCUUGAAUAAUUGAUAUUUUCAGACAAAAGUUUUGUUUUUAAUAUGAAAAUGUACAAUUCUGGCUUUGUAUACUCUUAACAUAUGUGUAUGUUUUCUAUGUCAAUAUGUGUUAAGUUAUCAGUGCUUUUGUCUAAAUUAAACUUUUUUUUUAUAAAA
This is a messenger RNA of Ruditapes philippinarum (Manila clam), 2244 nucleotides long. Its product is annotated as presenilin-2-like. Lineage: Eukaryota; Metazoa; Mollusca; Bivalvia; Venerida; Veneridae. Gene Ontology annotation, cellular component: apical plasma membrane; lysosomal membrane; neuromuscular junction. Gene Ontology annotation, molecular function: aspartic endopeptidase activity, intramembrane cleaving. The record is from RefSeq and is a predicted model, not a curated record. The transcript has 12 exons. Gene Ontology annotation, biological process: amyloid-beta metabolic process; amyloid precursor protein catabolic process; protein processing. Bases 58 to 1581 code for a protein of 507 amino acids.